This is a messenger RNA of Bufo gargarizans (Asiatic toad), 777 nucleotides long. It is a transcript of the gene CCDC122, whose product is annotated as coiled-coil domain containing 122. Bases 1 to 777 code for a protein of 258 amino acids. The transcript has 4 exons. The record is from RefSeq and is a predicted model, not a curated record. NCBI's taxonomy places the organism in Eukaryota, Metazoa, Chordata, Amphibia, Anura, Bufonidae.
AUGGCAGAUGCAGCGUCUUCUUUAACGGAAGUAGUAAGGCAAGUGGCUCAGCAACAACAAAGCCAGGCUUCUGAAAUACAGAGAAGCAGACAAGCACUCUGCGAAUUUCAAACACAGCUUUAUGAACUUGAAAAAGAGCUCAGGUCUGUACUACUGGAAACAAAAGAAGUUGAAAGAAAGAUUAUUCAAGAAGAAGACUUAAUAGAAAAUAUAACACAUCAAUGUGAAAUCCUGGAGACCCAAAACCACUCAAUUUAUGCUGAGAAUGUGAAGCUUAAACUGGAGUUGGAAACUCAGAGAGAAGAUUUUGAAUCCAUUGUGUCCAAAAAUAAUGGAUACCGUAAAAGAAUUGCGGAGAGUAUUAAUAGGUUUUCAGUGGCAGAAAAUAAACUGCCAUUUAUGAUUGAGCUUAAUAAGAAACGAGCUGUGGUUCAACAAUUAAAGAAGCAGAAGGAGGAAAUGAUUCUUGACUUGCAUAAUCCAGGGAGCGCUGCUGUAAAACAACUGCAGGAGGAAAUACUGUGUAUAAGUGAGCAAAUCAAAGCAAUAAUGGAGUGUAUCAAUGCAAAACAGAAGAUACAUAAAGAGGAAUUGGAAAAACAUGCUAUGCUUAGAAAAGACAUAGAGGUGCAGAAGAAACGGUACAAUGCAAUACUAAAACGUCUGCAGUCUCAGUUAAACAAGGCACAGCUGAGCAGAAGACAGUAUCAGUGGAAUAUUCAAGAGAUGAGAAAAACGGCAUCUACUCUACGGCAGAGUCUUGGAAUGAGCCAAUGA